GGACCAGGAAGUGUCUCCCGGUAACAGCAGCAGCUGGUGCGGCAGGAAGCAAGGAGGGGCAGUCUAGCAGGGUACACACGGUUCAUGCAGCAGCAUAAACAAGAGCCUAGAGAUGGAGCACAUCAGGACCACCAAGGUGGAACAAGUGAAAUUAUUGGAUCGGUUCAGUCCUAGCAACAAAUCGACAUCUGGGACGUUGUAUCUGACGGCGACUCACUUACUCUUCAUAGACUCCGUACAAAGGGAGAUCUGGAUAUUACACCAUCAUAUUGCUGCCGUGGAGAAACUCGCCUUGACUACCACGGGCUGCCCCUUGGUGAUACAGUGUAAGAACUUCCGGGUGGUGCAUUUUAUAGUCCCUCGCGAGCGGGACUGCCAUGACAUUUACAACUCGCUUCUCCAACUUUCAAGGCCAGUGAUAUAUGAUGACCUCUACGCGUUUUCCUAUAAUCCAAAACAAAAGGAAGCAGACAGGGUUCUCGGCUGGCAGCUUAUAGACUUGAAAGAAGAAUACCAACGCAUGGGGGUGCCAAACGCCGACUGGCAUCCCACUGAUGUUAAUCGGGACUAUAAGGUAUGUGAUACGUAUCCAAAAGAGCUGUAUGUCCCAGUAACUGCAAGCAAGCCUAUUAUUGUUGGAAGUUCAAAGUUCAGAAGCAAAGGAAGGUUCCCGGUUCUAUCGUAUUAUCACCAAGGGAAGCAGGCAGCCAUUUGUAGAUGCAGUCAGCCUUUGUCUGGCUUUAGCGCAAGGUGUUUGGAGGACGAGCACAUGUUACAAGCCAUUAGCAAAGCCAACCCCUCGUGCCGAUCGAUGUAUGUCAUGGACACAAGGCCAAAGCUGAACGCAAUGGCUAACAGAGCAGCCGGCAAGGGAUAUGAGAACAUAGACAACUACUCCAACAUUAAGUUCCAGUUCGUCGGGAUUGAAAACAUUCACGUCAUGAGAUCCAGCCUGCAAAAGCUCUUAGAAGUCUGUGGGACAAAAGCCUUGUCGGUAAAUGAAUUUUACAGUGGCCUGGAAAACUCAGGGUGGCUGCGACACAUCAAAGCGGUGCUGGACGCAUCGGUCUGCCUGGCUAAGGCCAUACACGAUGAGGGUGCCAGCGUACUGGUCCACUGCUCGGACGGCUGGGAUCGUACGUCUCAAGUAUGCUCUUUGGGGUGCUUGCUGUUAGAUCCGUUUUACAGGACGAUAAAAGGAUUGAUGGUUUUAAUUGAGAAGGACUGGAUUUCAUUUGGUCACAAAUUUUCAGAAAGGUGUGGGCAGCUAGACAGUGAAUCGAAGGAGGUGUCCCCGGUGUUCACACAGUUCCUGGAGUGUGUUUGGCACCUGAUGGAACAGUUUCCACGAGCCUUCGAAUACAAUGAGACGUUCCUCCUUCAGAUCCAUGAACACGUCCAUUCGUGCCAGUUCGGAAACUUCUUAGGAAACUGCCAAAAGGAGAGAGAAGAACUGAGAUUACAGGAGAAGACAUAUUCCUUGUGGGCACAUCUUCUGGACGAGGAAAGCAAGUAUCGCAAUCCUCUCUUCGAUCGGGACUCCUUGAAGACACUUGAAUAUUUGGAACCAAACACAAUACACUUCAAUUUCAAGUUUUGGAGAAACAUGUAUCACCAGUUUGAUCUCUCCAUGCACCCCAGACAGUCUGUCUGUGGUCUCCUUUUAAAGAUGGCCGACGAAAGCAGAGUUUUUGAAGAUGAACUCAAACAACUACAGCUGAAAAUCCGAAACCUGAAGAAGGAAGAGUAUGCAAGCAAUGACUCGAUCUGUCUCACCAUCGAUGCAUCGCCCAAGCUACAAGAAUCUUGUUAUAAGAAGGAGCAAGCGACUCUCCCUGGGAAUAACGCCGUUCGGACUAUAGAGGGCACCAACGCCGCAGACAACCGCUACGCCGAGUAUACAAAGGAGCUGUCUAAAUCCGAGUCCUCCUUUGUCAGUUUGGAGUUUGGAGUGGCUAAGAUGACGGUUACUUAAAAGAUGUCCUGGUGCAAGCUUGAUUUCAGUCUUCGAUAAACUGUCUACUGAUAAUUUAACCUUCAAAACGCAGAAUUCCACCUUUUACAAAAGUGAACAUAUAAAAAAAAAUGGCUUGGGUUAGGCUGAUUGAUUCGUUUAGCCAAAUAUUACAUUGUGUUCCUGGUUGUUUGGGACUGUUUAAAAGGACAUAGAAGAA
This is a messenger RNA of Spea bombifrons (plains spadefoot toad), 2174 nucleotides long. RefSeq names its product myotubularin related protein 6 (gene MTMR6). The coding region runs from base 113 to 1975 and encodes 620 amino acids. NCBI's taxonomy places the organism in Eukaryota, Metazoa, Chordata, Amphibia, Anura, Pelobatidae. The transcript is spliced from 14 exons. Gene Ontology annotation, biological process: dephosphorylation. The record is from RefSeq and is a predicted model, not a curated record. Gene Ontology annotation, molecular function: phosphatidylinositol-3,5-bisphosphate phosphatase activity. Gene Ontology annotation, cellular component: nuclear envelope.